Messenger RNA from Austrofundulus limnaeus, 3570 nucleotides. RefSeq names its product DENN/MADD domain containing 1B (gene dennd1b). The transcript has 23 exons. The record is from RefSeq and is a predicted model, not a curated record. Gene Ontology annotation, molecular function: phosphatidylinositol phosphate binding; guanyl-nucleotide exchange factor activity. Bases 292 to 2862 code for a protein of 856 amino acids. Lineage: Eukaryota; Metazoa; Chordata; Actinopteri; Cyprinodontiformes; Rivulidae. Gene Ontology annotation, cellular component: nuclear speck; cytosol; intracellular membrane-bounded organelle. Gene Ontology annotation, biological process: endocytosis; endocytic recycling.
UUGUUGUGGGAAGCCGAACUGCUGGAGGGAGGUGAGGAGGAGGUGGGAGGGGGGAUUUAGGCCACGUAAACGACAAGAAGGACGCCACCAACUUCUACUUUAAAGCAUGUGGUCGCGGCUGCUGAUUGUGACCGGUAAUCAAUUAGAGUCAGAGGACUGACGGCUGAGACCGAGGAAGAAGAAGGACGUGAGAGGAAAAAAAAAAAAAAAAAAAAAAUCUCGGACAGACAGACCUGACAGUAGAGCAGCGCCUCCGACAGCACGGAGCUGUCGCGAUGCUGUGACUAAACCAUGGACAGCAGGAUAAAGGAGAACCCAGAGAGAACGUUUGAUCUGGUGGUGCAAGUGUCCUGCCCAACAUCUGAACAUGAGGAUCCAACCGUGCUGUGGAGCUUCCCCCAGGACCACACAGACCAGGAGGUCCUUAAGACAAUACCAAAGUUCUGCUUUCCCUUUGACGUGGAAAGGGUUUCCCAGAAUCAGGUGGGGCAGAAUUUCACUUUUGUUCUCACGGACAUUGACAGCAAACAGAGGUUUGGUUUUUGUCGACUCACCCAAGGCUGCCGGGUCUGCAUAUGYCUCCUCAGUUAUCUACCCUGGUUUGAAAUCUACUACAAGCUGCUAAACACACUGGCUGACUACCUAACAAAACAGCAGGAAAAUGCCUUGAACGACAUGCUGAAUUCUCUCUAUGAGCUGCCUGUGCCAAAGCCCUUCACGCCAGUCAACCUGAGUGUGAAUGAGCAGUUGUAUAUUGCCACUGGGCAAGUACUGAGAGAUGGGCGAAGCAAGGAGCCGCACUCCUACUUCAUCGCCCCGGAUAUCAAUGGACUGCCAACCAUCCCUGAGAGUAGGAAUCUAACGGAGUACUUUGUGGCUGUGGACACCAACAACAUGCUCCAACUCUACGCCAGUAUGCUGCACGAAAGACGCAUCAUCAUUACCUCAAGCAAGCUUAGCACUUUAACUGCAUGUGUCCACGGCGCCGCAGCUUUGCUCUUUCCCAUGUACUGGCAGCACAUCUUCAUCCCCGUGCUGCCCCCGCAUCUCCUGGACUACUGCUGUGCCCCGAUGCCGUACUUUGUGGGAGUUCAUCUCAGUCUGCUGGAGAGAGUUCGCAGUAGAUCACUGGAGGAUGUGGUCAUCCUGAAUGUGGACACAAACACUCUGGAGACUCCCUUUGAUGACCUACACAACCUUCCCAGCGACGUGGUGUCCUCUCUGAAGAGCAAGCUGAAGAAGCAGUCGACGGCGACAGGAAGCGGCGUGGCGAGGGCCUUCCUGAGAGCGCAGGCUGCUCUGUUUGGGUCCUACAGAGACGCUCUGAGAUAUAAACCUGGAGAACCAAUCAUGUUCUGUGAAGAGAGUUUCUUGAACCAUCGCUCAAGCACCAUGAAGAACUUCCUGUCCAUGGCCGUCAACCUGCAGCUCUUUAAACAGUUCAUCGACGGACGGCUGGCUAAAUUGAACGCAGGCCGCGGCUUCAGCGACGUGUUUGAAGAAGAGAUCACAGAGGGGGGCUUCUGUAGAAGUAAUUCAAGGUCGUACCAGCAAUGGAUGCACACUGUGAAGAAAGGAGGAGCACUCUUUAUAACUUCUGUGUCAAAGGCCAAGGUUCAUGCGAAGAAGGGCAUUCGGGACUUUAAGGGCAGACUCAAAGCUAGGGAAGACGAAGAGAACGGGAUGUCAGUCUGUGCAGGGUCUCCUACCAGCACCAAGAGCCUGUCUCCAAGGAGACUGCAGAAGAUGAGACGGCAGAACCUCAACAAGUCUCCGAUGAGCCUGGGCCCUCGAGAUCUCUAUGGGUUCGACGAUGAUGAGGACACUGUGAGCAAGAUCUCCUCCGAGGACAGCGGGGACGUUCGUUCAUACACCGAGGACAGUGACGACUCGGACACUUUAGCGCUGGAGAUGGACUCGUCCAGCUCGGGUCAGAUGAACCUGCUGGAGGAAAUCCUUGAUUCUCUGAACACCUCGUCAAUGGAGGAGGGAAAACUCAGCACAGCCAAGAGCCUGGACUUCUUCUGGUCCAUGGAUGAGUUGGACUACAAAGCUCCGAAAACCAAGCCCCUCUCGUGUGGUGAGUCCAGACCCUCAGAGSGGAGCAGCUGCGGGACAGGAAGUGAUCACGGCGGCUGGAACACGGGCCAGGACGACAGCGCCGUCCAUGGGAAACACCUCCCUCCCUCCCCACGAAGACAGCCCACCAAGAGCAGCAUGAAGGUGUCCAGGAAACCUCCAGCUUGUCCCGCGGGGCCGGCGAGCCCAGCUCCACCUCCUGCCCCGAACGCUGUCGGCUCCGAGUCGAACCCGGACCCCCACCUUCAACUUCCAGAACAGCCGGGACAGAACCGCCUCUCCGGCUGCCCCUCGCUGUCCCAGAGAGUCACACCCCCCUCCCCCACCCGGUCGCACACCUACAGCUCCCCAGCUCCAGCGUUCCACCCUAACUCCUCCCCGACCGGUCACCCACGGACCAUCUCAGACCCUCAGAGCAGCUUGGAGCUUAUGGAGGCCCAGAACCAGACCUCGGCUGCCAUCAUCCAGAGGAGGAGGGUGAUGUCCAAAGAAAUGGUGAAGAGCUACCAGGAGAGGACCCACCAGAGGCAGGGUGGCAGGGGUCCACCAGAGGGCCAGGAGAACCCGACGAACAGCAACCAGGCGCCCAAGGAGGAGCUCCGGGGUCUCGGUCAGGAGAAAGACUCGAAGUCCGCCGCGGGGCAAGAUCUAGACCUCCUGGAUGAGAUCGAGUCCGUGUGUGGUUUUAACUCAGGCCUCAACAGCCCCCCGCCGCUCCCACAGGUCCGCCACACCAACAGCCCUCCCCACCAGGUGCAGGGACACGCAGCGGACCAGUCCUAAAGGUUUUUAUAAAAAAAGAUUCAGGUUCUGUCUCAGAGAGCGAGAUCCAGUCUCCUCUGAUCCUCUGAAUCUGACAAAGGCCAAAACAAAAAGCCAACACAACAAAGAGCAGGAGGUGCAUCAUCCGUACUCAUUCAUAAAAACUAAAGAUGUUGCUUUCUGGGGUUUAAUAAUACAUAUUUCUUACCAGUUUACCAAUCCUAGAAAGGAACUUAGAAGAAAAAUAUUUAAAAAGAGGGAAUUUUUUUUCUGGUACUUUCAGUUUUUUUAUUUUUAUUUGUAUGUUUAUAAUCUGAACACUUCAGCUUAGAAGAUUUUAGACAAGAGCCAGUUUAUUGUAAAAAAAUAAAAUAAAAAGGGACAAAAUCGCAACUAACCACCUCCUCUGAUCAAAUAAUCAGUUUGCACUUGUUGAUUUCGGUAAAAAAUACUCAGUUCUUACUACCUGACAGGAUUUUACAGAGUCCCAGCAGGCCUUUAGACAUUCGUUCUCUGUUUGAUUAAUGAUUUUUAUCAUAACGCCUUAAAACAAACUGUGAUUUGAUUUGAUGUCUUAAUCUGUACGACUGUGGCUCCUCUGCGUUCAGACUCACACCUGAAACACAGCAGAGGAGAAGAGCUUUACUGUCUCCAUUUCACGUUAGAAGAGGCCUCGCUUUGUUUGCUCCUGCUUUUAGGUUUCUCAGGAAACUCGUGUCACUUUGAUAA